Condylura cristata (star-nosed mole) is the source of this 1904-nucleotide messenger RNA. It is a transcript of the gene SERPINB11, whose product is annotated as serpin peptidase inhibitor, clade B (ovalbumin), member 11. The record is from RefSeq and is a predicted model, not a curated record. Gene Ontology annotation, molecular function: serine-type endopeptidase inhibitor activity. The coding region runs from base 254 to 1432 and encodes 392 amino acids. The transcript is spliced from 8 exons. Gene Ontology annotation, biological process: negative regulation of endopeptidase activity. Lineage: Eukaryota; Metazoa; Chordata; Mammalia; Eulipotyphla; Talpidae.
GGACAUUUCUUCUAAAACUGGCCACCCUGAGCGCCCUGCUGAUUCAGAGCAGAAGCGCCUCGGAGGGAUUUCUCCUCAGGACUGUCCUUUCCGCCCAGCGGCUAAGAGCUGAAUCACCAAGGAAAUCUCACAUGAAGAGGGAGGGGCAGAAAGUGAAGGCUUUAUAUUUCCUCUUCAGGGUUACAGCUCGCAGCUCACCUGCUGAACUGCCCCUUCACCCCCGGAAAGCAACAAAGGUGGCACUUGGCAUAAAAUGGCUUCCCUCAGCACAGCAAAUGUUGAAUUUUGCCUUGAUGUGUUCAAAGAGCUAAACAACAACAAUCUAGGAGACAAUAUCUUCUUCUCCCCAUUCAGUCUGCUUUAUGCUCUAAGUAUGCUCCUCCUGGGAGCCAGAGGAAACUGCGCAGAGCAGAUGGAAAAGGUACUUCACUUUAAUCAUAUUGCAGAAUCAUUAAAACCAGCGUUUAAGGACUCAUCUAAGUGCAGCCAGACUGGAAGAAUUCAUUCCGAGUUGGGAGUCCUGUUCUCUCAACUCAAGCAGCCAGACUCUAACUACACCCUCAGCAUCGCCAACCGACUCUAUGGGACAAAGACAAAAACAUUCCGUCAGCAAUAUUUAAAUUGUUCUGAAAAACUGUAUCAAGCCAGACUGCAAACUGUAGAUUUUAAACAGGCUACAGAAGAAACAAGGAAAACUAUUAAUGCAUGGGUUGCAAGUAAAACGAAUGGAAAAAUCAGAAACCUCUUUGCCAAGGGCGCGAUCGACCCCUCCAGCGUGAUGGUGCUGGUGAACGCCAUAUACUUCAAAGGACAAUGGCAAAAUAAAUUUCAAGAGAGAGAGACGGUUAAAACUCCUUUUCAGCUAAGUGAGGGUAAAAGUGUAGUCGUAGAUAUGAUGUACCAAACAGGAACAUUUAAACUGGCCUUCAUCAAGGAGCCUCACAUGCAAGUCCUGGAACUGCCGUAUAUUAACAAACAACUGAGCAUGAUCAUUCUGCUUCCAGUGGGCACAGCCGACCUGGAGCAGAUAGAAAAGCAGCUGAACCUGAAGACGUUUUCCGAGUGGACCAGCACGUCUAACAUGGUGGAAAGGGAAGUUGAUGUGCACAUCCCUCGCUUCACACUGGACAUCAAGUAUGAGCUCAAUUCCCUGCUCAAGUCCCUGGGCAUGACAGAUGUCUUCAGCCAGAUCAAAGCAGACCUUUCUGGAAUUUCUCCAGGAAAGGGUCUGUACUUGUCAAAGAUCAUCCACAAGGCCUACGUGGAUGUCAAUGAAGAGGGCACCGAGGCGGCGGCUGCCACUGGGGACAACCUUGUGGUCAAAAGACUCCCCAUCCGCGCUCAGUUCAUGGCGAAUCACCCCUUCCUGUUCUUCAUAAGGCACGUUCAUGCCAACACCAUUCUCUUCUGCGGCAAGCUCGCUUCUCCCUAGGGUGACGGGGUUGAGCCAGGCCCAGGGCUCAGGUGACGAAGCCGGAGGCAGCACCGUGUCUUGCACCUGGGUCUGCUCACCUGCACGGCGGGUCUAGGCUCUUCCCCAAACGAUUCCAAGGGUUGGUGAACCCUGAGGUUGUGGUGGUCAUGGAAGAAGUUCUAUUUAUUAAAAAAAAAAAAAAAAGCUUUUCUGCCUCUCUUAUCUUCGGAACCUCAUCUGAGUGCUGUCUGGGGGAUUUGAUCAAGCUGAUGAAAAGAUUUAGGGGUUAGAUGUUCUUCACUUAUGUCCGUCUGUGGCUCUGAAGUAAGGGGACCCUCCCCCUUCUGAAGACUGUGGGAGAGAUCCAGUUCUGGGUGGAUGUUUAAAUUCUGUAAUUUGCCUUGUAUGGGGAAAUGUAACAUGAAUUUCAGUUCAAAAUUCUGUAUUUACUAUAGUAAGUCCAUGAAAUGAAUCCUUUGGGGAGACUAUA